AUGGGUUGCUUAAAGCUUCUAGUGCUGAUGCUGCUGAUGAACAGUCAAGUGAAUUGUGAUCCCGAGGAUAUCAAUAUGGGUUCGGCGCGCAACAUUCAUUCAAGUCUGAAGCGUGAUGUCUCACCCUGCUCCAAUUUCUGGGCCUAUGCGUGCGGCAAUUGGCAACGCGGGCAUUUCGUCGACAAUUUUGAGAUAGUUGAAGACAAAUAUGCGCAUGAGAUGGAAAGGUUGUUGCGCGGAAUGGAAAGCAAUGAGUUGGAAAUGGCGCCUCGUUUGGUGCAGCAAAUGCAAAAUUACUUUGCGGCAUGCAGCCGACAGGAACAUUUGCAUCCAAAAAUGGAGAAUUAUUUGCAAGAGCUGCCCAGGGACGUGGUCACCACGCUGUCAUCCGAAAUAAAUUAUAAAUGGGAGCUUGUGACGGCAACACUUCGCAAGUUUGGCCUAAAUGGCGUCUAUUUCACAGAACUAGCUGAUGUGGCAUUCAAUGAUUCGCUGGUGCAUGUGGCGCAAAUACGGAUGCCGCCACAACAUGCAUACUUUCAAAGCAAAUUUAAAAUUCUUGAUCAUAUGUUGGAGUUUGGACUGUUUCAGAGUAUAUCUAGAGCUGAGCACCGAAUCGCAGAGGAUCUUUAUGGUCUGGAUCUGCAGCUAAACAAUCUGAGUGCCAAGCAUCGCAGUGCGGAGCCUGUGGUGUUUGCCUGGAGCCUGAACGAUUUAAAGAUACAGAUACCUCAAAUCGAUUGGCAAACUUAUUUCAAUGAGUUGCUAGGAACUGAUGAGGCGCCCUCCAACCUGCGAGUGGAGGUUAGCGACGUGGAGUACCUUAGAGAGCUUGGCGCGUUAUUAACGCGUUACAGCAACGCGCACAUGCUUAAGGUUUAUCUGCUUAUGCGUCUGUGCCGUUUUGUUUCGGAAGCUAGUCCGCCUGAUCUCGCACCAGCGACCUGUGUCCAUCAUAUGCUCGCCCUGCUGCCACUGGGCAUGAAUUAUAUUUACGAUCGAUAUGUGUAUAAGACACGCGAACAGGACACUCGUCUGCUGGCUGACAUCUUCGAAGCUCUACGCACAACAUUCCGCAACUAUUUGCAGGUCAAUCGUUUGGAACUCACGCGUACACACUUGACGUACGUGCGGGCCAAGCUGGAUGCUAUGCAGCUGAAGCUGGGAAAUCUGCCUGCUGAGACAGAGCCAGCCUUCUACGACAACUACUAUGGAAGCGCUAACUUUACGGACUCCACUUUCUAUCACAACUAUUGGCAAGCACUGCGCCUGCGCACUUUUCUACAGCAUCAGCCGCUGCUGCAGCAGGAUGCUAAGAUGCAGCUGAAUCGAUAUUAUGUCAACGACGAUGUGUUUAAGGCGCGAAGCGCUCCCUACUUUGAACAUGAGCGCAAUACGCUCACAAUUCCGCUGAUUUUCUUGCAGUUGCCAUUCUUCGACCAGCAACAGCAUCCCAUUUUUCAGCAGAGUUUGAUUGGUUUUAUUUUGGCUCAUGAGAUAAACCACGCCUUUGAGCAGGAAGGUAUACUGUACAAUGCCUUGGGUAACGAAACGCCUAUGGGUCUGGAGAUACGCGAACAAAGAAGCUUUAAAUCUGCUCUGGAAUGUGCGCAGCAGUCUCCAACGUCAUCGUUAAAGGAGCGUCUGGCAGAUAUAAAUGGUCUGCAAUUGGCAUACGAUGCUUUCUUUGGCAUCGGCUCAGCCUCCGAACAGUAUGAGUAUCGUCCUUAUGCCUUCGAAAAUGAGUUUCUGGCCCCACAGCUGUUCUACUUGAACUUUGCCCAAUUCUUUUGUGGCAAACUUCCUCCGGCUAUAGCCCACGAUGCUGACGAUGUACGCGUCAAUGUGGCUGUGGAUAAUAUGCGCCAAUUUGUCAGAGACUUCAACUGCACCUCCAGUGAGCAGCCGCAGCCACCGAAGUGUGAAAUGUGGCGACCACGCUAG
Scaptodrosophila lebanonensis is the source of this 1944-nucleotide messenger RNA. RefSeq names its product endothelin-converting enzyme 2. Lineage: Eukaryota; Metazoa; Arthropoda; Insecta; Diptera; Drosophilidae. Bases 1 to 1944 code for a protein of 647 amino acids. The transcript has a single exon. Gene Ontology annotation, cellular component: plasma membrane. Gene Ontology annotation, biological process: protein processing. Gene Ontology annotation, molecular function: metalloendopeptidase activity. The record is from RefSeq and is a predicted model, not a curated record.